CGGGGUUUGCCGGGCGAGCUCAGCAGCAGGAGGGGCAGCAGCAGCAGCGGACGCGCAAUGCGGCUUUGGCGGCAGAGGAGGAAGAAAGUGAGGAGGAGGAGACGGGUGCCGCCAUGCCGGCGAGCACCGGCAGGUCGCCCUCCGUGCUGAGGAGCCGGCGACUGGUGCGGCAGCCACUGGUGCAGCAGGAGGAGGAGGAGGAGGAGGAGGAGGAGGGCGGCGGUGGCGAUGGGCAUGAUGAUGAGGAUGAUGACUGGCGGGAGCAGCCGAGGGGUCGCAAGCGGCGUGCGAGCAGUGGAGGAGGGCGGAGCGGCAGCGGCAGCAACCGUAGCGGCAGGGGCAGGAGUCGCGGCAGGGGCAAGCGGCGUUGUGGCAGCAGCGGGGGCGGCGGCCGGCGGGGCGGCGGCUGCGUCGAUGAGGAAAACGGAGAGGAGGAGGAAGACGAGGGAGGCGAGGGAGACGGGGAGGGGGAGGCGAUCUGGGUGCAGUGUGAUCUGUGUCAGGCGUGGCGGGAGCUGCCACUAGGAAGCAAGGUGUCGGAGUGCGACCCGUGGUUCUGCAACAUGCACCCGCUGCCGCACCUGGCCUCCUGCUCGGCGCCGCGGGAGGCGUACGGGCGGGACGUGAGCUUCGAGUGCGCGCCGGGGUACCUGCGGCAGGGUGAGGCCCCGGGUGGUGCGGAGAACGCCGCCUACUUUGACCGGCUGCUGCGGGAGGGGGCGGGGCGGCUGCGGGACCUGGCGGAGGGACUUCGGGCUGUACGGUGGCUAUGCGAGCAGGAUCCUGAGGCCCUAGCGUCCCGUGGGUCGGGCGCCCUGCUGCCCCCUCACCUCCGCAGCAGCAGCAGCAGCAGUAGCAGGGCAGCCGCGGCUGGUAGCAGCGCGGCAGGCGGCGGGUAUGGUGUGCUGUUCAGGAUGCUGGAGCUGCGGCCCUUGUCGGAAGCGGGUG
Molecule: messenger RNA, 948 nt
Organism: Astrephomene gubernaculifera
Lineage: Eukaryota; Viridiplantae; Chlorophyta; Chlorophyceae; Chlamydomonadales; Astrephomenaceae
Source: the annotation of a GenBank genome assembly